Messenger RNA from Haliotis rufescens (red abalone), 3158 nucleotides. RefSeq lists its product as uncharacterized. The transcript has 10 exons. The coding region runs from base 358 to 2922 and encodes 854 amino acids. The record is from RefSeq and is a predicted model, not a curated record. Gene Ontology annotation, molecular function: protein binding. Lineage: Eukaryota; Metazoa; Mollusca; Gastropoda; Lepetellida; Haliotidae.
ACUGCCUCCGUUCGCACUUAUGUGCUGGUCGUAUUUCAGUAUUCAGGUUUUCCCUGUGUCACCCCUAAAUCAAUAAUAGGCUUUCCCGCUCAUGUCAUGUGAUGAAUACCAAUACAUCGACACACGAAUUCCUUUGUUGCCCAUGGAUACAGAUUGUAGCACCCCACGCGGUGACCAAAGCGGAACACAACACACAACACUUGAAACCGAGUGGUACAAUCAGUGUAAGAAGCUGUUACCUUCAACGCCCUGCUUGUGGAGGAGUGAGUAACGCUGUUCCCUGAACCUCCCUGUAUUACUGGAGGAGAGAGGACGCUGGUCGCUGCACCUCCCUGCAUUACUGGAGUGUUUGACGAGAUGGCAGUAGCUUAUGAGCAGCUACACGACAUGUCACAGACUCACGUUUGUCGCUUCCGACCACCUGGCGGUGAGAGAGGACAACAGAGGGAGACAAUUCUGAACGAUCUAUACCACCGCAGACAUCGUCUUGUGGUUUUGUAUGGGGAAAUAUUUGCUGGUAAAACCCAUUUUGCCAAACAGGUCAUCGAAUGCUUAAAAGAGACUCAACUCAACACGUGUGGCGAUGCUCUGAAUCACGUGACAGUCCGAUGUCUUGGAGUGACCACGUGGUCGGAUUUCCUCAAGCGAUUGGCUGAUGUUCUUGAACUGAACACCACACUUCUGGGUCCAUCCGAGUUCAAGGUUAAAUUAAAAAUUGGUGACCUAAUCAGAAAUUUUGCCGGCGUAGGUCUCAUUCUUCUGUUCACGAACUUCGAAAACGUGUACGCCAACGAAGUUAUCAUUCGGAUGUUCAGUCUCUUUGUAAAUGAUGUUCUGGAUGCGCACGCAGGUGUAAGCGUGAUUGUGACGUCACGGGUCAGCGUCAGCCUUUCCAACCGCCAUGAAGCUAUCUCACACAAACUAUUGCCAAUGAGUGAGCGAGAAUGUGUGGCCUUGUUAGACCCAGUGCGCUGUCGAUGCAGGACUCUUGCCCCACUGUACAAUAUCGUCAGACGGUGCUGCCAUCGCCCAGGACUAAUCCUCAGAAUUUGCACCAUUUUACAACUCUACCCCUCAGUCCUUACACCAGACGAUGUUGCUAGGGCUCUUCAAGACCCCAGGAAGGCUCUGGAUGUGUUCAGCAAGUACCCCACCCCUGGUGGGUGCAUUGCUAAUGCUCUUGAAGAACAGUUUGGUCGUCUGGCUCCAGAGCUUAAAGCUGACACAAUCACUCUGUGUGGUCUUCAAGGACAUUUUGGCGUCAAAGAAGCCACCAAACGUCUUGGAAAGGGCGACGUCACUAACUUCAAACUACAGACAGCUUUACCCUUGCGGGGACACACCAUACUCGACUUUGAUCCAAACCUGCGGCAAAUGAGGGUCGAUCCUUUCAUCCAGGCCUUUGUAUCAACUAAAACUGCAGAUGUGCCUCAUCACGAUUCACACCGGAAGUUGAUAGUGGAUUUCCUUGGGCAGAUGUUGUUGCUGAUGCGUUGUGAUGCUUCUGUGAAAACAAAGGGGAGAGCACUCGGGUUUGCUCAUGACAACUUUCGGUCUUUUGAAAUGACUCUGACUCAGGCUGUGAAUACCCAUGGGGAGGACACGUUCAAAGUUUAUUUGAAGGUAAUUGACCUUGAGGAGUGUACGAUGUCCGCAGUGUGUCCUGAGAAGGCAGUCAACUUCUAUAGUCAGAUGGCCGAGGCAGCCUAUAAAUUCGGCACUCCGAGAGAGCAAGCUGUUUUACAGGGCUUCACGGCCGUGUCACUCAUCGAACAAAGAGGUGACCAACUUCCUUCUGCAGUUUCUUUGGUGACGAAUGCAUUACAGAAAUUGACCGUGGGAGAGGACGGUUAUCAUCGCGUUGUGCUCAUGCGCAGACUUGGAUGGAUGCACGUGCGGCUUGGGAAUAAUAAAGUAGCCAAAAGGCGACUGACCGAGGCACUGGAGACGCCUGUCCCCGCUGAACUUAAUGAGAGGGUCGAACCUCAUCGGAUUCAGAUUCAGUCUCAUCUUGCAAUCGUCAACAGCUACUUAGGCAACUUCCCUGAGACUGAGAGGAUACUCCGGCGCACUAUCCCCCGGGCUCACCAGAUCAUGCCGGGACACCCGGUGCUUGCAGUCAUGAUUCAGACCAUGGGCAUCAACUUCGACAGGCAGUGUCAGCUGGACAAGGCGCUGGUGUACUACAAAUUGUCCUGCCAUGAGCGGAGGAAGCUGGCCUCCACACUGCCGACCUAUCUCGUCACCAACCUCAACAACCUCGCCGCCAACUACACGUGGCGGGGGGAGUUUGACAAGGCUCUCCGGCUGCUGACGGAAGCUCUCAACCUGAGGCGGAAGUUGGGUUGGUAUGACUUCAACACGGCUCUCACACUGUGGUACAGGGGCACCGCGUACUGUCUCAAGGGCCUUGUGGAUGACGCUGUCAGGUCGUGUCACCAGGCCCUCGAAGUCAUCAUCCGAUGCACGCCACGUCACCCCUCCAACGUUGACGUUAGAAUCUCACUCGCGCAUGCGUACAUGGCCAAGGGUGACCGGAAGAAGGCGGAAGCGACUCUCGUGGAGACCUUGGAUUAUGUCAGUCUCUUCCAGUCAAACAUGAACGAAAUCAGUCUUCUGUCGGCGCUGGAACAUCUGGUCCUGAUGCGGGAGGGCGAGAAGGAUUUCGGGACAAUCCACAAGCUGCUUACUGAGGAAGCACAGCGUUUGAUCAACGUGUUCGGAGAAACGGACUUCAAAAAGAAUUAUUCGAUUCACCGGAAGUUGUCCUUGUGGCGUGUAUAUUGUGGCGAGGUGUUGUGUAGACGGGAGGACAGGAAGAACCAAUCUAGUCACAUUGAGUGGAAGAACCUCUUCACGUGUCCACACUGCAGCGUGCUGGGAUACAAUCAUGAACACUGGAAGUCUGGUCGUGCUUCGUAGCGGAAUGUAUUGUUUUCAAAACUGAUGGUUGUCAAAUCUAAGGGACAGAUCAUAUAUCAUACAAAUAGUGACUCUUGACGGACAGAACCCCUCACGGGUCGGUCCUCGGGUCCUUGUUUUUUCGCUUAUUGACCUCGUCAAGAGUGAUUAUUCGUUUUGUUAUGCCAAAAUUCACUUUAAUGUGUAUGAUCUCUGUGUGUGCGUGCGUGCGUGCGUGCGUGCGUGCGUGCGUGUGU